AGGCCCAUGUGGGGCUCUUGGUCUAUGCCUGGGCUCUGUUUAUCCGUAGUCAGCCCCUCAACCUCCUUCGGACCUUCCUUGGGAUCUUCUCAUUAGCUGAGUAUACAGUUGGCAUUUUGGUUGGAUUUCAUUACCAGGAACGCACUCCAGGGCCCUUUGUAUGUGAAGUCUCAUCACCUGCUGGUUCAAAAGAGGAGCCGAACUGGCGGGUGAAGGUGAAACCCGGGCACCGUGGACCUCCUGGCCUCCUCGGGAAUGAAGGGCAUCGCUGUCCUCCUUGUCUUCAUCUUCUGCUGGACAACCUCCACCCUCAGCAGCUUCUGGCAGUUCCAGAGGAUGGUCAAACACAUCACAGGGCGCAGCGCCUUCUUCUCCUAUCACGGAUACGGCUGCUACUGUGGGCUUGGGGGCCGAGGGACCCCUGUGGACGCCACGGACAGGUGCUGCUGGGCUCAUGACUGCUGCUACCACAAGCUUAAGGAAUAUGGCUGCCAGCCCAUCUUGAAUGCCUACCAGUUCACCAUUGUCAAUGGGACUGUGACCUGUGGAUGCACCGUGGGUGGCAGCUGCUUCUGCGGGCAGAAGGCCUGUGAGUGUGACAAGCAGUCUGUGUCCUGCUUCAAGGAGAACCUGGUCACCUACGAGAAAGCCUUCAAGCAGCUCUUCCCCACCAGGCCCCAGUGUGGCAGGGACAAACUCCAGUGCUAGGAAGACCAACAGCGUCCUUCUGUCCCUGUCACAUGCUCUAGUCCCAGGCCCUUCUGAAAAGCUUUGCUCUCUGGGGAGUGUCUUCUCAGUCAUUAGGGGACUGGAGGUGGAGAAUUCCUGCCCUGGAAACAGACCGUGGGUAUCUGGCAGUUAAGUGACACAUUUGGGCAGUAGGAAGCAAGGACUCAAGGGAGCAGGGGUGGGGGGCAUCCCGCAAUCCCAGCAUUUGAGAGGUGGAGGCAGGAGAGGCAGGAGAGGCAGGAGAGGCAGGAGGCCAGGGGCAGCCUCCACUAUACGGUAAGUUCAAGGCUAACCUGAGCUACCUGAGAACCCUGCCUUGAAAAAUUUUUUAAAAAAUGUUUAAAGGGGAAUAAAAAAACCAGAGAGACACGGGGAUUGGGCUGAAAGGUGCUCUCAAAUCCCUUUCUGUGGAAGAGCAUAGAGCCCCAGGAACCAGCCUGAAGUCCCCUAUUCCCUCAGUCCUGGUGAGCAUGAGUGUCUGACUGGAGAACCAAGUUGUCCACCCAGGUGUGGCUGGGAACUAAACAGGUAUCCUAGGAAAUACAGCCCCAGGAGCCUCAGGUCUAGUCCCUGUUUGCUCCGGGUCUAACCUCUGUAAACCCUCCAGCAGGAAGCAGGCUGUCCCCCUGUCUCAGGAGGUAGGGUACUGUCAGAACAAUGGUGUGCACCAGUGCCACAAAGAUGUCACGGUUAAGAUGGCAUCAAGAAAUGGAAAGAGGAUGUUCAGGACAGUGGGUCCAAGGCACCCCAAAUCCUCACCCCAAUUUAGAAGUCUUUGGUCCUUUGAGACUUAAAUCUAGUAAACAAGGAAGGUCUAAUUGGGCUGGCGUCUGAAGUUGAUGGUACCGGGCUGGAG
Messenger RNA from Apodemus sylvaticus (European woodmouse), 1585 nucleotides. RefSeq names its product phospholipase A2 group IIC (gene Pla2g2c). The transcript is spliced from 5 exons. The coding region runs from base 256 to 708 and encodes 150 amino acids. NCBI's taxonomy places the organism in Eukaryota, Metazoa, Chordata, Mammalia, Rodentia, Muridae. The record is from RefSeq and is a predicted model, not a curated record. Gene Ontology annotation, biological process: positive regulation of fibroblast proliferation; phospholipid metabolic process; lipid catabolic process. Gene Ontology annotation, molecular function: calcium ion binding; signaling receptor binding; phospholipid binding.